Messenger RNA from Laccaria bicolor S238N-H82, 177 nucleotides. RefSeq lists its product as uncharacterized. The transcript has 2 exons. Lineage: Eukaryota; Fungi; Basidiomycota; Agaricomycetes; Agaricales; Hydnangiaceae. The record is from RefSeq and is a predicted model, not a curated record. The coding region runs from base 1 to 177 and encodes 58 amino acids.
AUGCCCACGAGAGGUCCCCCUGCACUCGCUUUUGAUGCCAGCAAGACAAGCCUUGCCCCUCCCAACAAGGUAUGCAGGCGCUGUUUGAAGGAUUACGGUGAGUGGAGAGGGGUAUGGAAAUGCAAGGGGAGACCCAUGUUAUGGGAGACCCCUGAGGUGGUACGUCAGGAGAUGUGA